This is a messenger RNA of Mangifera indica (mango), 1893 nucleotides long. RefSeq lists its product as uncharacterized. Gene Ontology annotation, cellular component: chloroplast envelope. Lineage: Eukaryota; Viridiplantae; Streptophyta; Magnoliopsida; Sapindales; Anacardiaceae. Bases 25 to 1479 code for a protein of 484 amino acids. The transcript has 6 exons. Gene Ontology annotation, molecular function: catalytic activity. The record is from RefSeq and is a predicted model, not a curated record.
GACCAAAAAUGAAAGAACGACAGGAUGAGUGGGUGUGGGCUUGUUCAUACGGUUAGUUUAAGGUUUAGGAAUCAUCACCCGUAUCACUAUUUUAACGGGGAAUCUAAGAGAUAUGGUGGUUUAGAUUUCAGUCACAAACACUUUUUGAUAUCAAAUGCCAACACCAAGACCAUGCUUCUUGCUGCUGCAGCUUCUUCUUCAGCGGCCGGUGGUGCCACUUAUCCUGAGCAAUUGUUGGAUGCGAAAGAGAAGCAGAAAAGGAAGAGAAUAGCUGGCGUUGAUCAGGAUGAAUUGCUGGAUCCGACGCUUUUAGCUGACCCAGAUAGUUGUUUUUGUGAGUUCAAAGGAGUCCAUAUACACCACAAGGUAUAUGAUGCAGAAUCACAAACGGAUGGGAGCCAGAUUCUUUCACAACUCCCUCAACAAACAAAGAAAAUUGAUUUCCCAAUGAUUUUGUUGCAUGGAUUUGGAGCCUCAGUUUUCUCGUGGAGACGAGUUAUGAAGCCUUUGGCUCAUGUGACUGGCUCUAAAGUGCUUGCCUUUGAUAGACCAGCCUUUGGGUUGACUUCAAGGGUAUUUUCUUUUCAGCAUUCAACUCCUGAUACUGAGGAUAAAAAGCCUUUAAAUCCCUUCUCCAUGGCAUUUUCUGUGCUUGCUACUUUGUAUUUCAUUGAUUUCUUGGCGGCUGAGAAGGCAAUUAUAGUAGGGCAUUCAGCUGGUUCCCUUGUGGCACUUAAUUCUUAUUUUGAAGCUCCUGAACGAGUUGCUGCUCUCAUCCUUGUUGCCCCUGCUUUAUUGGCCCCACGCAUAUUACAGAAGUUUGUUGAAGGAAAUCCCCUGGAAAGAAAUGACCAGAUUAAGAAAGAUGGAUCAGAUUCUUUUAAUCUAGUAAAGCCGUUUGUCAAGCUUUAUGGGAUUUUGUCAAUGUUUACCAAUUACAUUAUACGAGCUGUAUUGCGAGUGGCAAAGGGAAUGGUUGAUAUGGCCAGUUUUCUGUAUAAAAAAUUAUUGUCGACUGUUCUGCGUUCUGCUUUUGCUGUUAUGCUGGUAAGAAUGAUAAUUGAUAAAUUUGGUACAGCUGCUGUAAGGACUGCAUGGUAUGAUUCCAAAAAAGUUACAGAGCACACCCUUGAGGGUUAUACAAAGCCAUUAAGGGCUAAAGAUUGGGAUAGGGCUCUCGUGGAAUUCACAGCGGAAAUGCUAACAAAUAGUGAAUCAGAACCAAAGCAGCCACUGGCAAAAAGACUUAAUGAAAUCUCAUGUCCUGUUCUCAUUGUCACCGGUGAUACUGACCGAAUUGUACCUGCCUGGAAUGCUGAGAGACUUUCACAAGCCAUACCAGGAUCUAGCCUUGAAGUGAUUAAGAAUUGUGGCCACUUGCCUCAUGAAGAAAAAGUAGAGGAGUUUGUUUCAGUUGUUGAGAGGUUUCUGCAAAGAGCUUUUAGCAGUUCAGAGGUGAGCAAGCAAGUAGUAACCUAAAAUUAGGAUGUUUUGCAGAUAAUUCUUAAUAGAAGUUUGGUAAGUAUCUAUCAGAAGGAUUUUGCUUUCGGAGGAGGGAAGGAAAGAAACUCUCUUUGUGGAAAUCUUAAGCGAUGACUAUUUUUUUUAAGUUCAUUGGUUGGAGACUGAAUAAACACUCUGUUGAAAGAGUUGUGCUCUUCAAAUUUGCAGCAUCUAGUGGAGAUUGUAUUCCCCAUUGAUGUUAUGAUGGUUACGAAAACUUUUAGUACUGUCCAGUCCAGUCCAGGGAGACAGGUGAUACAUGUUAUAUUUUUCAGAUGUAUGGUUGUAAUAGAUAUGUUUAAGGUCUUCAUUAUGCUAAUUUUUGUAUACACUAAACUAUUCUUUCUGCUAAUAUAAUUUGAGGUCUGUAUAACCUCACAAUGGCAUAAA